Molecule: messenger RNA, 714 nt
Organism: Ilex paraguariensis (yerba mate)
Lineage: Eukaryota; Viridiplantae; Streptophyta; Magnoliopsida; Aquifoliales; Aquifoliaceae
Source: the annotation of a GenBank genome assembly
AUGGGGAACCCACAUAAUGUUGAGCUGGAGGCAGCAAAGUUUCUGCAUAAACUAAUUCAGGAGUCUAAAGAUGAGCCCACAAAGUUGGCUACAAAACUCUAUGUGAUUUUGCAACACAUGAGAUCUAGUGGAAAGGAAAAUUCAAUGCCCUAUCAAGUGAUAUCAAGGGCAAUGGAGACAGUUAUCAGUCAACAUAAUCUUGACAUUGAGGCUUUGAUGUCAUCUCGUCUUCCUUUGACCAGUGGAACGCACAUAGGAGAUUCUGCAUCAUCACAAUUAGCUGGUUCCUCACAAAGGUGUGGGGCCGUGAAUGAUCCUAAAGCUAGCUUGGCUGGAAAUGAGACGGGAAAACUUGACACGUAUGCUUCGAGCAGGCCACUUGUUGGCCCUAGCAGGGCAGGGCAUGAUCUUUACCAAGGAUCUGCUUCCCAUCUGAAUAAUGCACCUAGCAAGGUUCAUGGAGUGAUGCCCAAUGCUUCUAGUUUAUAUCCCUCGACCGAAUCAGUUUCAGUAGGAAAGGCUUUGGAGCACGAUGGAGGAAUUUCCAGUACAUUAGCAAAUACAAAUACGAUAUUUCCGUCUGGGCAUGGUGUUGCACUAGUUUCUAGUAUCACUGCCUUGGGGUUAUAUUAUUCUCAAGAGGUUCAGUAUCAAAUUUAUCUUGCCCUUGCUUUGAUUUAUGCAAUUGUAGUCUUAGAGGUGGGGUUUCCAUGA